This is a messenger RNA of Alternaria atra, 1698 nucleotides long. RefSeq lists its product as uncharacterized. Gene Ontology annotation, molecular function: triacylglycerol lipase activity. The record is from RefSeq and is a predicted model, not a curated record. The coding region runs from base 1 to 1698 and encodes 565 amino acids. NCBI's taxonomy places the organism in Eukaryota, Fungi, Ascomycota, Dothideomycetes, Pleosporales, Pleosporaceae. Gene Ontology annotation, biological process: triglyceride catabolic process. The transcript has 3 exons.
AUGGAAUGGAUCAAGCGCUGGGCAGCCAUCGGCGACAGCUACACACCUGGCAUCGGUGCCGGAAGAUCACUUGGCCACAGGAUCACUGCCGGCGAGGUAGCUGUAAAAGAGCCUAGUGGCUUAGACAAGGUUCGCGACAACUGGAAGUGUUCUAGAUAUGAUAUGGCCUACCCUAAAGUUAUGGAGGCGCAGUUGGGCGCCCAUGUCGAAAAAGAUGGCGGCUUCCAGUACCUCGCCUGCAUCGGCGAUCAUUCUGAACAGAUUUGCCAGCAGGCCAAGACCUUGAAGGGCAAGCUUGAUUUUGUCACUUUUGCCUCCGGCGGGAACAACCCGUCUAAGAAAAAUCAUCGCGGACCGUAUUAUGCCCAAGAAAAUGCAAAGCCAAUCAUCAAGGGCAACAUCAAAGAGAUUUUGGAAGCCCUCGACGAGAAGAUGAAAAAGAGUGGCGUCGUCGCUGUUAACGGCUACGCCCAGUUCUUCGAUUCUACCACGGACAAUCUCGAUCAACAGUCGUGGGACGUCUUUUGGUUCUUCCCAUUAGGCGCCACUUACCGGGCUCUUACCAUCUCACGCCGCAACACUUCAAUCAGCUGGCCCUUGACAUCAACUAGCCCAUCCGUGACGCCGCCGACGACGCCACCAAGAGUGACAAGACCAAUUACAAGGUUGGCUACGCCGGAUGGGAUGACUGGGUCUCUACUGUUCCCGAUGCCCCGAAUGUGCUCGCCUAGCAGCAACGGCGACUACCCGGAUCCCAAACAGCCGGACAUGCACUUCAUCAAGCCUGAUUCAGACUCCUGGUUUGGAUGGUCAGGCGAGUUCGAACGGACUGAGCUACGAAAGCGCGACAUGGAUCUUGAGGAGAUGCUGAACUCGUCCAGGCUCUCCAACUCAGAGAAAUGCCAGGCUAAUCGAAUCAAGGCCAUGAUGGAGGCACACGACAGAAGACUCGAGCGCACACUCUACGACUCUAUCCUUUUCAAGUCACCCCACCCUCGCGCUGCCAUCAGGCACAAACUUGACCCCCAAGCGCCCUCACCACUAGGCUGCCCUGGGGACGGCGGCGCCGACAUGACCUUGGGCAUGGAUACGCCCGACCACUUCCACCCAAACGUGGCCGGCCACACUACUAUAGCCUCCUUUGCCCUCGCUGAACUCAUGGACCUGCACUCCAUCGUUCUUGGUGUCGACUCGCCCGCGUGCACUGGCACAAAUGAGUUUACGUUUUUCUCGAAAACUGGUAGCAAGUUCUACGUCAGUGACAAUCGUACGGAUGAGAAUUUUGAGGAUUUCUGCAAGGAGGUUGAAGAGAAACACCCCAAAAACUCGAUCAACUGGAGUUACCCCAAGAGCUACGACGUAAGCACGCCAGAAGAACAUGACUAUGUUGUCACUUUAGGGAAUAGUGUAUCGGCAUUCGAUAAAGACCAAUGCGUCGAGUUUGUGAAGAAGCUCAUCAACUCGUGCGAUACUUCCGACAACCCCAUGAACUGGAAGGGUGGCGGACGAUGUUCCGCGGGGACAGAGACUACAAGUAUGAGCUCAACCUCCGCCGCAGCAAUCGCCCCUGGCCAUGGCCAAAAAAUCCUUACGGCCGAUGCGAGGGCUGGUACAAGGGGACUCAUGGACGGUGUAAGAUUGAGGGUGCCGGCCUCGCCACCUGGGAUCAUGGUGGAAAAACUCUUCGGCCUAAUCUAG